Molecule: messenger RNA, 1068 nt
Organism: Zingiber officinale
Lineage: Eukaryota; Viridiplantae; Streptophyta; Magnoliopsida; Zingiberales; Zingiberaceae
Product: zinc finger protein ZAT9-like
Exons: 2
Coding region: 1-1068 (355 amino acids)
Source: RefSeq, a predicted model, not a curated record
AUGGAGGUUGGAAUCGGCGUAUGCUGCUCCGACUCAAUCGCCGGUGCCGCCGUGGAAGUCUCCUCUCUUGUUCCGGGAUCGAGAAAAGGGAAGGCGGAGCGCCGCCAGCUGAGGCCACGAAACCCAGCUCGAUCCAUCAGGGGAUCGUUGAUGGGAGCUGAAGCCAUGGAGGAGAAGAGCUGUGCUACUCAUCUCAGGAUACGAAUCAAGCCCCUGACGAAGAAGACGCUACCGCCGGCGGAGGCGGCGGAGGGCUCCACCUGCCCUGAGUGCGGGAAAAGCUUCCCUUCCGACAAGGCCCUGUUCGGCCACUUGCGAUGCCACCCGGAGCGCGACUACCGCGGCGCUGCGCCGCCACCCGCGGCGAAGGACAAGAAUCCAUCGCCGCCGCCGCGAGCUCCGGUGAAGCGGCCGACCGCGAAGAGAGGGCGGAAAGAGCUUGAUUUUAGCAGCGAAGACGACGGCGGAGGGAAUGACGUCUUUGAAGCCGCCGCCGCUGCCUCCGCCGCUACGAUCUUAACUUACAUCGCCGCCGGGAAGAAGCUCCCAAGAUCGGAUUUUGACGAGCUGGAUGAGUACGUAACGGAGAUUUCGAGCUGCAGGAGGUCCAACAAGGCGAGGGUUGAAGAUCUAGAAACGGAAAGCCUCGAGUUCGCUAGCUCCUCGUCGGUUACUGCCAAGGACCGACGUCGAUACGUCUGCACCAUAUGCUUCAAGACCUUCUCUUCUCACCAAGCUCUGGGCGGACACCGAGCCAGCCACAACAAGACGGAAAAGACUAACAACUCUACUAGUAACGGCCUCAAGAAGGCCGAGAACGACGCGGCGGCUGCUGUGACAGAGCACCGGUGCAAGAGCUGCAACCUGAGCUUCUCGAGCGGGCAGGCGCUCGGCGGUCACCAACGCCGUCAUUUCCACGAAGCGGCGGCGCAGCAGGCCACUCAUCGAGCUUCCACGUCGCCAUCUUGCGAUGGGAGCGCGAGCCUGGGAACCCCGUCGCCGGCGACGUCCGGACGGUCGGAGAUCGAUCUCAACCAGAUGCCGUGCCUCGAAUCAGACGAAAACUGA